AUGGCCAGCUACUCUGUCACUCAUCUGGAGACAGGCGAGACUUUCAAUCGUCGCUACACAUUGGUCAACAAGCACUUGAAGCGGGAGAGCGACUGGCAACACACCACUGGUACCGAGAUUGAAGCUUUCCACCGCCAGCUACUAGACUAUGGCGAAACAGCAUUGCACGAUCUGCCGGAGAUAGCCAACGAUCUCGGCUUCAAGCAUGUCUUCCUCAAGGACGAAUCUACACGAUUCGGUCUGCCCUCCUUCAAGAUACUGGGAGCUUCUUGGGCACUUCACAAGACGCUAUGCCGGCAGCUCAAGCUCGAUCCUGGCCAGACGACUCUGGCGGCCCUCAAAGAACGUCUCGGUGCCGUACGGGUCAAACCAAGACUAGUCACUUGUACGGAAGGCAAUUGGGGUCGUGCAGUGUCUCGUAUGGCCAAGUACUACGACGUCCAAGCGACGAUCUAUGUACCUGGAUUCAUGAACGACUAUACUCGGGAUCUGAUACGAGGCGAAGGUGCUGAUCUCCGAGUACUGGAAGAUGGUUCCUACGACGACACCAUCGCCGCCGUGCAGGGAGACGCCAGGGAGUCUGGCGCCUUGAUGCUCAUGGACACGAGUUGGGAUGGCUACGAGGAAGUGCCAAGAUGGGUGACGGAUGGCUACUCCACCAUGCUUCACGAAGUAGAUCGACAGGUAGCGAGCAAGACGGGUGGUCAACUGCCUAAUCUUGCGAUAGCCACAGUAGGAGUAGGCUCGUGGGCUCACUCUGUGGUGAAGCAUUAUAAAGCUGCGUCCUGUGACAACAAGAUCGUCACCGUUGAGCCUGCGGCAGCUCCAAGCUUGAAGGAGUCACUUCAUUGUGGCAAGAUCACUCCUGUGGUAACGGAAGAAACAAUAAUGAAUGGAGCAUGCUGCGGCACGACUUCGAAAAUUGCAUGGCCUAUUUUGAGGGAUGGUGUUGAUGUGGCGCUUGUGGUGACGGAUCGAGAGAGCCACGAGUGUGUGCAAGAUCUCCAAGCACGCUCAGUCAAUGCUGGUCCCUGCGGCGCAGCGACACUUGCAGCUCUGCAAAAGCUUUGCCGUGAGAGUGUACUGGUCGAAGAGGAGCGAAGAGACGUGUGUGUUGUCUUGUUCAGCACUGAAGGGAUGCGGGAGUAUGACACUUCGCAUCUAUAG
Molecule: messenger RNA, 1167 nt
Organism: Recurvomyces mirabilis
Lineage: Eukaryota; Fungi; Ascomycota; Dothideomycetes; Mycosphaerellales; Teratosphaeriaceae
Exons: 1
Coding region: 1-1167 (388 amino acids)
Source: RefSeq, a predicted model, not a curated record